AUUUCUUUCCCCUUUCUCGGCCUUCCUUUUCUUCUUCCCUCUGCCAUUCUUCUUCCGGGAGGAUCAGAGUGGGAAAACAUUUUGAAGGGUUGACCUAAAAUUUGGUUCCCCAUCUCCAACCUGGUUCAAAGACCCCAACUUUGGUUCUGGACUGUGGAGUUUUCUCUUGAGUUUCUUUUGGGGGGGAGCAAACGGACAAGCGGGUUCAUUUCUUCCGUUUUCCAAGUUCCAGCCUUUUUCUCCUUUCUCGUUUUUCUAUGCGUCCAAGGCUGGCGAUAGUUAUUGGCCGGCAGAAACGAGAGGUGGAGUGUAGCUGGUACAUUCUUGACGCUUAGUCCACAAUCCGACGGUCUGCCGGACGGACGGGGGGCUGUUGCCGUGAGUGAAGUGGGAAUAUCUUCCUCUAAAGUUUAAACUCUUUGGCUCAGAAAACUUUCCCUAGAUUUGCAGUAGGUUUUUGUGCAUUGCUUAGCUUCUUUGAGGUAUCGGCCUGCCGCAAUUGUUGCCUUGGUAUUGGAGGAAAGGUAUCAACUUGUUUCUUCCCUGCAUUGCUCUGAGAGAUGGCUUGCAUGAAGCUGGGAUCUAAGAGUGAUGCGUUUCAGCGGCAGGGCCAGGCCUGGUUCUGCACGUCCGGCCUUCCAAGUGACAUAACUGUAGAAGUUGGGGAGAUGUCCUUCCAUCUUCACAAGUUUCCAUUGCUUUCUAGAAGUGGAGUUAUGGAGAAAUUGAUUGCAGAAGCUUCAGAAGAAGAAGACGAGAAUAGCAUCAUUCGCCUCCCAGAAGUCCCUGGUGGGGCUAAAACCUUUGAGCUUGUCGCCAAGUUCUGCUACGGUGUAAAGCUCGAGCUUACAGCCUCAAAUGUCGUGCACCUCCGCUGUGCUGCUGAUCACCUCGAGAUGACCGAAGAUUAUGGAGAAGGCAAUCUGAUUACACAGACAGAGACUUUUCUAAACCAUGUGGUGCUUCGCAAUUGGAAAGACUCGCUCAAGGCUCUCCAAACUUGUGAUGAUGACAUUCUUCCCUAUGCCGACAAACUAAACAUCACAAAGAGGUGCAUUGAUUCACUAGCCUCAAAAGCCAGUACAGAUCCCAACCUUUUUGGGUGGCCAAUGGUGGAGCAUGGUCCUAUGCAGAGCCCCGGGGGAAGUGUGUUGUGGAAUGGGAUAAGCACAGGAGCUAGGCCAAAAAACUCGAGUUCCGAUUGGUGGUAUGAGGAUGCAUCCACUCUGAACUUGUCUCUCUACAAGAGGCUGAUUUCUGCUAUGGAGUCUCGUGGUAUCCGGCAUGAAAUAAUUGCUGGAUCCCUUGCCUCCUAUGCAAAAAUGUACCUACCUGGUCUCAAUAGGCGUGGUCAAGGUGCUGCCUCUACUGACUCUAGCUCGCGGUUGGUAGCUUUGGGAGCUCCAGCUUCAGAAGAAGAGCAGAGGAAUUUACUGGAAGAGAUCGAAAGAUUGCUACCAAUGCAGAAGGGUCUAGUGUCCACAAAAUUUCUCUUCGGUCUACUCAAAACAGCAAUGAUUCUGAAGGCAGACAGUUCGUGUUUAUCGAGUUUAGAGAAGAGGAUAGGCAUGCAGCUUGAUCAAGCAACUCUAGAAAAUCUUCUGAUGCCUAAUUUCUCCCACUCCAUGGAGACACUUUACAAUGUCGAUUGUGUGCAGCGGAUUGUGGAGCAUUUCCUCGCCAUGGACCAGAUGAUUAGUGGUGGUGGUGCUUCUCCUGGUGGUUCGGUUGAUGACAGUCAGUUGAUUAUCGGAUCGCCAUCUUUGACCCCAAUCACAAUGGUGGCGAAGUUGAUCGAUGGGUACCUUGCAGAGGUUGCCCCUGAUGUUAAUUUGAAGCUCCCGAAGUUUCAGGCACUUGCUGCAGCUGUUCCUGAAUAUGCCAGGCCCCUCGAUGACGGCCUCUAUCGUGCUAUAGAUAUAUACUUGAAGUCUCACCCGUGGCUAGCUGAGUCAGACAGAGAACAACUGUGCCGGCUGAUGGACUGCCAGAAGCUGUCGCUGGAGGCGUGCACUCAUGCUGCACAGAACGAGAGGUUGCCCCUAAGGAUAGUAGUCCAAGUCCUAUUCUUCGAGCAGCUUCAGCUCAGGACAUCCAUUGCAGGUUGUUUCCUAGUCUCAGAGAAUCUCGACGGGUCGAGACAGUUGAUGAGGAGUGGGCUAGCAGGAGCAGCAGCAGGUUCAGGGGAAGGAGGAGGAGGAGGCUGGGCUUCAGCAGUGAGAGAGAACCAAGUCUUGAAAGUUGGGAUGGACAACAUGAGAAUGCGGGUAUCAGAGCUCGAGAAAGAAUGCUCCACGAUGAGGCAGGAGAUCGAGAAACUCGGGGGACGCCCCACCAAACCAGCUGUCUCUGCACCUACUUCGUCUUCUUUGAGCGCUUGGGGGAGCAUGUCGAAGAAGCUCGGGUUCAGGAUGAAGUCGCAAAUGUGCAGCGCUCAAGAAGGGUCCGUGAGCAACAACCAGACCCCGAGUAAUAGUGGGAGCGGGAAGAUGGAGAAAGCAAAGCAAAGGCGCCCAAAGCACAAGAACAAACUUGCUCCCUGAUGGUGGUAAGGUAACCAACACUCAUUUGUAACUCGAUCUGUUGAUAAUAAAGUCAGUCUAGUGUUGUUGGGAAUCUGACUCGAUCGAUUGUUCGGAGAAGGUGAAAAGGCAAUACCUUUGUCUAGUUGUUCCCUCCUUGACGUUCCUUCUUUCCUCCAUUCUGUCUAAUUUGUAGAUGUUUCGAACUUGUCAGGAAUAUGUAAUGCACUCUUUGUAAUGGUGGUAGUGGAUCGUCGAUGAAUGUUGUUGUAGUUCUCGUAAAGUUCCGGUGGCGUGAA
Linum tenue is the source of this 2821-nucleotide messenger RNA. Lineage: Eukaryota; Viridiplantae; Streptophyta; Magnoliopsida; Malpighiales; Linaceae. The record is from the annotation of a GenBank genome assembly.